Pseudovirgaria hyperparasitica is the source of this 1344-nucleotide messenger RNA. RefSeq lists its product as uncharacterized. Gene Ontology annotation, molecular function: actin binding. The transcript is spliced from 2 exons. NCBI's taxonomy places the organism in Eukaryota, Fungi, Ascomycota, Dothideomycetes, Acrospermales, Acrospermaceae. The record is from RefSeq and is a predicted model, not a curated record. Bases 1 to 1344 code for a protein of 447 amino acids.
AUGCCCGGUCCUCCUCCUCCGCCUCCUCCUCCGCCGCCUGGGCUUGGAGGUCCUCCUCCACCCCCUCCGCCACCUCCAGGUGCUGGUCCGAAAGCAGUCAAACCACCGUCUGGCAAAGGCAGGGGAGCGCUACUAGGGGACAUUCAGUCUGGGGCGAGAUUAAAGAAGGUCCAAACAAAUGAUCGAUCUGCUCCGAUCGUUGGCAAGGUAUCCGAGGGACCAAGCGGGCCACCUAUGGGAGCUGCACCUCCGGUUCCUGGCAUGAAUAAAGCGCCAUCCGGACUUGCACCUCCAGUCCCAGGAAACAGAGCUCGAAGUAAUAGCGACUCACGCGAUACUGGAGGCUCGUCAAUGGGAGGGGGCCCACAGCUCGGAGGGCUAUUAGCUGGGGGUAUACCUAAAUUACGCAAGACAGGAGGCAUAGACACAGGUGCGGACAGCAGUUCUCCAUAUCUCUCGGACCCUGAGAGCUCGAGGAGAUCAGUACCUCGACCCCCUAUGGGCACACCUCCACGGCCUCCUGGUGCACCUCAGGGGGCACCACCAGCUCCACCAGGUAUAGCUGCACUGAGAAACAAUCUUCGACCUAGUCCUUCGGCAUUUACUCAUUCGGCGCCCGAGAUACCAUCCUCAAAACCAAAACCACCCCCAAUCGGCAAGAAACCACCUGUUCCACCACCAUCUAGUCGAAAGCCUUCCGGACUAUCUGCAGCUCCGCGGACUCAAACACCGACUCCUCCAGCGCCGCCUCCAAUACCGUCCUCUUCUGCCCCUAGACCACCUCCCGCUCGAUCAACCCCUCCACCGCCCCCCUCUGUUCCCCCAUCGGCUCCCUCUGGGCCAUCAAUUGCAGCACAGGCAGCUCGCAACGCUUUCGGUCGAUCGACACCUUCAGCACCUCCGCCACGACCUCCUACAUCUCCACCGGCGUCGCCAUCUGCAAGGCCUCCGCCAGCUCCUCCUGCGCCUCCACCACCACCAUCCGGAGGGCCGAGACUUCCUUCCGCACCAGCGCCGCCCCCACCGCCGUCUGCAGCUCCUUCAGCCCCCCUAGCACCUCCGCCGCCUCCUUCUGCCUCCCCCAGUCGACACCUCACACAAGUAUCAGGCCGACCAAUGUUAGAUGCGAGCUCAUACACAUUAUCGAAUGGUGGAGGAUCAGGACAGGGCUCGACCUCUGUGAGCCCGGGAAGACAAGGGACCGUGAUAUAUGUUCAGGAUACGAGAUGGAAGUUUCAAGAUGAUGACCAACUGCCAAAACCACGAGCAUUUAGUGGAGGUCCGAAGAGAUAUCGUGCUGGCAGAGGAAGCAGUGUCCCAUUGGAUCUCAGUGCCUUCGAGUAG